Molecule: messenger RNA, 822 nt
Organism: Vicia faba (fava bean)
Lineage: Eukaryota; Viridiplantae; Streptophyta; Magnoliopsida; Fabales; Fabaceae
Source: the annotation of a GenBank genome assembly
AUGAGGAAAAGAGAGAGGGAAAACCCUUGUGGGGUAUGUGGGCACUAUCACAAAUAUGAAGAAGGUGAAGUGUGUUCGAUUUGUGGGCAUAGGGUUCCUGUUGGAUCGGAGAAAAGUUCGAUUCAAGUUAGUGCUUUUCCUUCUGUGAUCUUGCCGGAGUUUCUUUACUUGGGGAGCUAUGAUAAUGCUUCACGCUCCGAGCUUCUGAAAACUCAGGGGAUUUCACGGAUUCUCAAUACAGUCCCUUCUUGCCAGAAUCUCUACAAGAACUCAUUUACAUAUCACUGCCUCCCAGAUGAUAAAAGUUUCCAAUUUGAUGAAGCAAACCAGUUUCUAGAGCAAUGUGAGAAGGACAAGGAGCGUGUUCUGGUUCAUUGCAUGUCAGGAAAGAGUAGGUCCGCAGCUGUUGUGAUUGGCUACCUGAUGAAGUCGAGAGGAUGGAGACUUGCUCCGAGUUAUCAGUGGGUAAAGGAACGCAGACCGGCCGUUGAAUUAACUGAAGCCGCCUACCAGCAUCUACAGGAAUACGAGAAAACUCUUUUCGGAUCAGUCGGAAACUCUUUUUUUCUGCCUUCUGCUUUCUCACCUACAGCAGGUCCAUCUUUUGGCUUCCCGAAACCCAACGAUCAACCUCCACUUCCCGCCUUUCCCGCCUUUCCCGCCUUCAGCUGCGCUGGUACUCCUUCAAUUUUCACCCGACCACCCCUCGAUAUAGCUCCUACCGAGUUCACAUUUGGAGCCGGUCAGAAUGUUACUGGAAAUCCUUUCAAUACAAAUCCACCUAAUCCGAAUAUCACCGAUAUUCAAAUGGAUGGAUCUUGA